GGAAAAGGCGAAGUUUGUGUCAAUAAGACUGAAGCCGGCUCGGAGGGUCAGUUGCAGUUAGCAGCACGGCCUCCCGCCUGGAGAGAGAUGUUAUUAACCGUGGCUGCGGCAUUAAUGCUGAGCAGGGCCGCCAGUAACCCGGUUUAACGGCGUUGAAGAGAGGGGGCUGAGAGGAGGAGGAGGAGGAGGAUGUGAGUGAGUGCGGCCGCGGGGCUGGUGCUUACUUACUGAGCGAGUCUCCGUGUGUGAGUGUGUGUGUGUGUGUGGCCGGUGUGAAGAGGAGCUCCGCCCGGCUGUUGCUGCUGGAGGAAGAGGCUGAUCAUCUCUCCAUUACACUGGAGCCCAUGAACUGAAACAGGACAAAAUGGCGGCGGCGGGGACCGGGAGCCGGGCGGCGUUUACCGGGGACACCGGGACAGGGACCGGGAGUCGCAGCAAGAGCUCGGAGCCGAGUGAAGAGCCGGGCUCGGCCCAGAGGCAGCUCGCCUUAUACAGGAAGCACCUCCGUAAAGUCAAGAGCGUCGACUUCGACGCCUCGGUGGAAAAGGAGCCGAGUCCGGAGCCGUGUCUCCCCCAGGCUGGAGCCGAACAGCCCGCGCAAUCCGGCGGCGGCGGCACUGCUGGGGCAGCGGGCUAUGGAUACAGCGGCUCGGCCGGAGCUAUCCUCAUGGAUCUAGGCCCUCCCUUCAGUCGUGACAUUGAAAAUAAGGAAACACUCAAGGGGUUACCAAAAAUGGAUGACCGCCCAGAGGAGCGUAUGAUCAGGGAAAAGCUCAAGGUGACAUGCAUGCCAGCUUGGAAACAUGAAUGGCUAGAAAGAAGGAACCGGCGAGGGCCUGUAGUUGUGAAACCAAUUCCGGUGAAAGCAGAUGGGGCUGAGUUAGGCAAGCAAGCAUCUGACUGUCAGACAGAUAUAAAUGCCUCACCACAAAUGCAGCGAGGAAGGCGCAGCCCUUCCCCUGGCAGUUCUUCUUCUUCUGCCACAUCGUCGUCAUCCUCCUCAAAAACUACUGCAAAGUCUGAAUCUCCAGGCGUAAGAAGGAAAAGAGUAUCACCAGUUCCUUUUCAGAGUGGCCGUGUUACUCCUCCGAGGAGAGCUCCUUCACCAGAUGGAUUCUCGCCUUACAGUCCUGAGGAAACUAACCGCAGAGUCAACAAAGUAAUGCGAGCACGACUGUACUUGCUACAGCAAAUAGGUCCAAAUUCCUUCCUUAUUGGAGGAGAUGUUCCUGAUAACAAGUACAGGGUGUUUAUUGGUCCUCAGACCUGCAGUUGUGGGCGUGGAACAUUCUGCAUUCAUGUCCUGUUUGUUAUGCUACGAGUCUUUCAGUUAGAGCCCUCUGAUUCAUUGCUGUGGCGAAAGACAUUAAAAAACUUUGAGGUGGAGAGUCUAUUUCAGAAAUAUCACAGCAGACGCAGUUCACGUAUCAAAGCUCCAUCACGCAACACCAUCCAAAAAUUUGUUUCCCGUAUGUCUAACUCGCACACAUCAACUUCAUCCAGUACCUCAACAUCCAGUGCAGAACAUAGUUUGAAAGAUGAAGAAGAACAAAUGUGUCCUAUUUGUCUACUGGAUAUGCUUGAUGAGGAAAGCUUGACUGUGUGUGAAGAAGGCUGCCGGAAUAAACUUCACCAUCACUGCAUGUCAAUCUGGGCUGAGGAAUGCAGACGGAACCAUGAGACUCUCAUCUGUCCUCUUUGUAGAGCCAAAUGGAAGUCCCGAGAGCUGCACAGUCAUGAUUCUCAAAGCUCAGUACAAAUCCAGACUCAGCCACUAGAGGUCGAUCCACAGAGACGGCAGCAGGACAGUGACUUUAACCUGCGUCAUUAUGGAGUUCAACAAAUCCCACAAGCUUACAAAGAGUUGGCAGAACCCUGGAUUCAGGUAUUUGGAAUGGAAUUGGUUAGUUGUCUCUUUUCUCGGAACUGGAAUGUACGAGAGAUGGCAUUAAGGCGACUUUCACAUGAUGUUAGUGGUGCCUUGCUUUUGGCAAAUGGCGAAAUCCGUACUGGAGGAACCUGUAGCAAUGGAAGCGACACUGGAUCUAGUAGUAUGACAGGAGCCAAUGGGUCAUCUCAGACUGAUAUCUCAGGAGACGUGGUGGUGGAGUCAUGUUGCAGUGUACUCUCUAUGGUCUGUGCUGACCCAGUCUACAAAGUAUACGUCGCUGCUUUGAAAACCUUACGAGCCAUGUUGGUCUACACACCUUGUCAUGCAGUAGCAGAAAAGUCACGGCUUCAACGACUUCUCAGGCCUGUGGUUGAAACUAUAUUGGUCAAAUGUGCAGAUGCUAACAGUCGUACAAGUCAACUUUCUGUUUCUACACUGUUGGAAUUGUGCAAAGGCCAGUCAGGAGAGCUUGCUGUGAGCAGAGAAAUCCUUAAAUCAGCGUCCAUUGGGGUUGGAGGUGUUGACUAUGUCUUAAACUGUAUUCUGGGCACCUCAACAGAAUCCACUAAUUGGCAGGCUUUGCUUGGCCGCCUGUGUCUCAUCGACAGACUUUUACUGGAAUUUCCAGCUGAAUUCUAUCCUCACAUCGUUUCUGGCAGUGAGGGUCCAGUUGCUCAAACAGAACUUGUGCUAGAAAGAUACAAGAAGCUACUGUCACUUUUGAACUUUGCACUGCAGUCUAUUGACAAUUCCCAUUCAAUGGUUGGGAAAAUGUCUCGGAGAGUCUUUCUCAGUGCUGCCAGGAUGGUUGCAAGAGUGCCUCAUGUUUUUGUGAAACUUAUACACAUGCUGAGUGUAACCAGCUCAACCCAUUACAUACGUAUGCGGCGGCGCUUGAUGGCUAUAGCGGAGGAAAUGGACAUUCUUGAAGCCAUUCAGUUAGGUAUUGAGGACGAUCAAACCAUGGAAGGAAGACAUAAUUUUGUAGAGCCCUCAGCACCACAGAACUCGCCAUAUGCCACAGAAGGCAACUCCCCAGUGAACACAGUGCAGUUAUCUGGAAGAGCAAUAAAAAGUAUGUUAAGUCCUGAUCAUGAUCCUAAAUCUGGUGUGAACCCAGAUGAAAUGGAAGAGAUCCUAGGAAAUAUUUUGUCUGCAAGACUUCCAUUGACAACAGUGCCCUGUGAACAACCAAAGACAGCCAUUCAAGCACGUCCCAGGCCACUGAGCCAAUGUAUCAGUUCAUGUUCAUCGAUGACGGCGUUAAAUCAUUCCCAGCCUUCCUUUCCAUCUUUGCCUUCCCCAUCAUCAUCAUCAUCAUCAAGUCCUUUAGCUGGACAAACAGCUAUUGAUGGUUCCAAACUAAGACCUCAGGGUUUUGUUCCUAGCAAAUUUGCAUUGUCGUCCCCGAAAGCACAGCGAAAGUUUUCUCUUCAGAUUCAAAACAACUGUCCUAAGGAUGUCACUGGAGGUAGAGAGACUGAAAAGCUAUCUCCAGUUUUUACCCAGGCACGGCCCCCUGCCUCCAGUCAGAUCCACAGACCAAAACCAUCACGGCCGUGCCAGAAUGAAGCAGGGAAAUCUCCAGGUGAUUUAAGCAGAAGCUGUAUGAUGCUUGAACUAAAAGAUCUCGAGCUUAGUGACCACUGUGGUAGCAAUCCAGUUAUUCCUAGUGAUGAAACUGUAUUCACUCCAGUGGAAGAUACUUUUCGCCUGGAUACUUCAGCAGAACUGAACUCUAGUAUGGAAGAUCUGCUUGAAGCAUCAAUGCCUAUGUGUGAUAGUACUGUUACAUUUAAAUCUGAAGUUGCCGUGCUUUCUCCCGAGAGGACAGAGACUGACUGUACCUACAAUGAUGAUGUUGAUCAGAAUCAGAAAUGCAAAGAAAAGAUGGAAGCAGAGGAGGAGGAGGCACUGGCUGUUGUCUUAGCUAUGUCAGCAUCUCAGGAUGCACUGCCUGCUAUUCCUCAGUUGCAGGUUCAGAAUGGAGAGGAUGUCAUUCUCAUUCAGUUAGAUACACCAGAAACCCUACCUGGACAUACCAAAGCAAAACUGGCUUACAGAGAGGGUGUAGAAUGGUUCAAAGGUCAACAAAUAGGCCUUGGGGCCUUUUCUUCAUGUUACCAGGCACAAGAUGUGGGAACAGGGACAUUAAUGGCUGUGAAACAGGUGACUUACGUCAGGAACACAUCUACUGAGCAAGAAGAAGUGGUACAAACCCUAAGAGAGGAAAUCCGGAUGAUGGGCCGCCUUAACCAUCCUAAUAUAAUUCGAAUGUUGGGUGCCACCUGUGAGAAGAGUAACUACAAUCUGUUUGUUGAAUGGAUGGCAGGUGGAUCAGUUUCCCAUUUGUUGAACAAGUAUGGUGCUUUCAAGGAACAAGUUAUUAUUAAUUACAAUGAGCAGCUGCUGCGUGGCCUGGCUUAUCUCCAUGAGAACCAAAUUAUCCACCGGGAUAUCAAAGGUGCCAAUCUGCUAAUUGACAGUACAGGACAACGACUAAGAAUAGCAGACUUUGGAGCUGCAGCCAGGUUGGCAUCAAAAGGUACUGGUGCGGGCGAAUUUCAAGGGCAGCUAUUGGGAACGAUUGCGUUCAUGGCACCUGAGGUGUUAAGAGGCCAGCAAUAUGGCAGAAGCUGUGAUGUGUGGAGUGUUGGCUGUGUUGUUAUAGAGAUGGCCUGUGCUAAACCACCUUGGAAUGCAGAGAAGCACUCUAAUCACCUUGCUCUAAUAUUUAAGAUUGCCAGCGCAACGAGUGCCCCAACAAUUCCAAACCAUUUAUCCCCUGCAUUGCGUGACGUGGCUCUCCGGUGCUUGGAACUUCAGCCCCAGGAUAGACCUCCAUCACGGGAGCUUCUGAAACACCCAGUCUUCCGAACGUGGUAAUGGAUACAAUUGCAAAUAAAAGCUGUGCAAGACGAAACUACUGAAACAAAGAAAAUGCCUGAGUGCUGUCCUGCAAUGCACUGUAGAUCUGUAUAAAUGGGUGAACUGGCCUCGUAUUUGAAUUAAAAACAGCAAAGGCCAAAAGGAGCCCUGUGUCUCAGUAAACAACUGUCACACAGACACACAGAUCUGUACCUUUUGAAAUAGUAUGCAAAUGCUUUGUUCUUGCUUAUAAAAGUUGUGCCUUCCUAUUGAUCAGAAAUGUACUUGGAUCUGCCAAUUGAAAGCUGUGGGGCAGUUGGGAAGAACAUUCUUCUGUCAGAGCACUUUUUCAGCAAAUGCUAGCAACUGAGGGGCUCCUUUGAGUUUUUGCAUUUAUUUUAAACAGCCACUGGUUACGGUUUGUAUGUUUUGGAAGAAAAACUAAGGAUAUAUUAAAAUUGUCAGAUUCUCCCUCUGUUAAAUUUCUUAUUUACAAAAUGAUUCUGAAAAGGGUAUUUUCUGGGAUUAAUACUGAAAUGUUUUGGGGUUGAGUUUCUGCUUUGGACACAGUUGGCAGUCUCUGAAAAUUGCGCUAGUUUUCCAAAGUUUCCACUCAAAAAUCAUUUACCUGUUGCCAAAUGCGCCUUCAAGCAACAUUCUUAGAAGAUUGUUUUAUCGCAUUAAAAAGUAUUCCUUGAUUGAGUGGUAACCUGAUGCUGUUCUAUCACUUCGGCUGAAAAUGGAUUUAUUGUAUAAAUUAAGCAUUUUUGAUAAGUGUCCACCAUCUUUGAUAACCUGAUUUUCAAUCACUGAAAAUGACUUUAAAAAAGUAGACAAACAUUUUACAAGUUCCAUUGGUAUAGUCACUUUCUUAGUAAAUUAAAUCUUUUUUAGAUUUAAUACUUUAAAAGAUGCCUAUUAGUGCCCUUGCACCAAAAGAAAGCUUAAUUUUAAGGGCCUCCUUGAAGGCUCACAAGUGGGCACAAAUAGCAGAAACCUGCCAUAGUGAUUAAUUCAAUCUACAGAUAUGACCAGUUUUGAAAGCCAGGCUUCCAGCGUGAUGUUUUAUAAACUAGCUCUAUUUUCACAAACUCUAUUUUCAUUUAAAAUUCCUUGAUCUUUUGUGCUAGUUUGGCCGAGUUUUGGACAAAUUGCUCUGGGAAAACCAACGCAACCAGGCGGAAGCUCCUCCCUUUAAGUUCAGCGGUCCACUUGCGUACUUGAUUAUAAGGCUUUCAUUGUGGAAGACAGUGAAGUUAGAAUAUCAUCUAAGCUAAUUGGACAAUUUACUACAAAGAUGCCUGCUGUAUUUUUGUCCAGUUUUAAUGAACGGGUCAUUUUACUAGCUGUUGUAAUUGAAAGGAAUUCUGUGGUAUUCAUUUAUGGCUUAAAUCGUUUUAAUAUUCAGGGAAGGGUUAAUUGUCAAAUCUAUUUCAAAAUAUGUAUUUGUUAAACUGUUUUGCCAUAAUGCCAUAAUUCAGCUGUUUUGAGUUACAAAUUUACUGAAUUUAACAGUUUUUGAAGAUGUGUACUAUUUCUUGUAAGAUGCUGAACAGAUUACCUUUACAAUUCCAGUGUCAUACCAUCACUGUACCCGUGAACAGAACUUUUAGGGUAGUUUCUGCUGUUUAAACCUGUUGUUGAGUUCCAGUUGAUUAAUGUUAAGCAGCAGCCAUGCCAGACAGAACCUGCUGUGGUUUCAUUUGUACUACUGUUUUUGAAGCCGCCUAUUCCUCUUAAAACAUAAAUGUUUUAAUCUUUCACUUUUGCUGCUGUAAAAUCCUGGAAUCUUUGCAAGAAAGUCUUACUGUCUCUACCCUACUUAACAAAACAAAUAGAGCAGCAAGAAUAUUAUAUUUAAAGCUGAGUGUGCAGUUUUCCUUCAGCAAAAGACUUAAAUUUUACCACAUUUCUUAGGAUACAACUUAAUUGUUGUUUCAUUGUAAUGCGUUGAAUAUUUUAAUCCAAUUGCUCCUCUUCUGAAUAAUUAUUUUGAAGUUGGCCUUCAGUCGCCAUUUGGGAUAGAUAUAAUUUAUUGCAUUAUCCUGAGAAACCUUAGCUGAAUUGCAAGCACGUUUCAAAGCUGCGUGUAAUACUUUGAUUAAGAGUUAAGUAUUAGAAUUCCAUCAUCUUUUACUUAAACUAAGGAUAAGGGGAGCAUAAGUUUGAAUUAGACAUCACUUUAUUGGCAUGGCCUGAAAUGUGGACUUCAGGUAAACCCUCCUGCUGCUUAUGGUAUUCAAAUGUUAUGCCUUCACAUGAAGGUAAGUAAAGAAAGGGCAAAUACAUAUUGCUGUAUGUGAAAUGUGUUGUAUUGAAAACAAAUGAAAGGAGAAAUAAUUUGCAUCAAGUAAUGUAUAUUUUUUAAGCAGCAAGACAAAUUCGGAUUGACCUAUUCAUAUGUCCAGUCUAGAUUUCAGUUACCUAUAAUUAUGUAGUACUGAAGGAAAACAGCAUUUUGCUUUGACUUUUAUUUAGUUGAAUCUAAGUAUUUUGUCAGUGUUUUGUGAAUUGGUUAGCUGUAAAAGCCUGCAUCCUUUAGACAAUUUAGUUUGGGAAUUUUAACUCUUCCAGCAAUAAGUUUGACUGUCUUUACAGAUUUUUAAUACUUGUUAUAACUGUGGCAAGUCUAGUAAAUUGAAAUAUUCAUGUCAAAUUGAUAUACAUGAAAUAAGGGGCUUCUGACCCCAUGUUCAUUCAGUUUUUUAACUCUUAUAAUGUGAAACCCUCAAAGUUAUAGGUGUUUAAUUUUUUAAAGAAUGUUUAAUAUUUUAUCACAUUCCUCAUUGGUUAAAAAGGUGCUGUUAUUGCUUGAAGAGUUAAAGGUGUACAGAGAUGUUUGUAGCGCAUUUCAUAGCGGUGACUCCUUAAUUUAUUGACAACCUGGAAUCAUAUUUUGUGGUCCUUUCAAGUCAAUAAGUUUUUUUUUGAAGAAGUGUUUUUCCUUGAGCUUUAAAUGAUGCACUCUUGCCAUUUAUACUGGAAAUGUUUUUGUCAAAUUUUCACCGUUUCUGACGAAAACAUUAAACUGAUGAACCUCGGCUAAUCAGUAUUACCUUUGUAGAUCUCAGCAUCUGGCUUGUUUAAUAAGUUGAUGCUUUUUAUUAUCAAGAUGCGUUUUAUUUGGGAUUGUUUGCAUUUCCCUCAGCUUGCUGAUAAUUGAUGUAUUUUGUGUAAUUUUCUUUUUUAUUUUAUUUUAUGCAUAUGUGAUGUAAUAUUCUUUUUCUUUGGAUCAAGCUGGACUGAAAAUGUAAUAUGUAAUUAUUUGUGCUGUUCCUAUUAUGUUAUUUGGUACUUCUUAAAUUGUAAAUAACGUCUACUGCUGUUUUAUUCCAGUUUCUACUACCUCAGGUGUCCUAUAGUUUUCUUCUACCAAAGUACACUUUCACAAUGAAGCUAUAUUUGCUAUGUGACUGUAAUUUCUAAAACUUCCAGGGCUUAAGGGCUAACUUCUAUUAGCACCUUACUGUGCAAGCAAAUUUUUUUUAAAAAUAUCUCUGGGGUUGGAAGAUUGGUUAAAUGUAUCCUUUGUAAUUUUAAAUAUAUCAAAUAUUUUAAUUAUUGAAAUUUUUACCCCAUUUUGAAACAUUUUAUAGCAUAAUUUGGACCUAUUUCGGUGUUUUUUUUGUCUUUCUAGUAAAUAAAAUUUUUUUUUGGAACAA
Carcharodon carcharias (great white shark) is the source of this 8421-nucleotide messenger RNA. It is a transcript of the gene map3k1, whose product is annotated as mitogen-activated protein kinase kinase kinase 1, E3 ubiquitin protein ligase. The transcript has 20 exons. Gene Ontology annotation, molecular function: protein kinase activity; ATP binding; zinc ion binding. NCBI's taxonomy places the organism in Eukaryota, Metazoa, Chordata, Chondrichthyes, Lamniformes, Lamnidae. Gene Ontology annotation, biological process: protein phosphorylation. The record is from RefSeq and is a predicted model, not a curated record. Bases 365 to 4777 code for a protein of 1470 amino acids.